Messenger RNA from Neolamprologus brichardi, 721 nucleotides. The record is from RefSeq and is a predicted model, not a curated record. Lineage: Eukaryota; Metazoa; Chordata; Actinopteri; Cichliformes; Cichlidae.
AAGUAAGAAAUCUAUGUGUGGGGGGACAUUAAUCCACCCACAAUGGGUCCUGACAGCUGCUCACUGCACUGGAAUGAGCAAGGCGAUCCUGGGAGCGCACUCCAUCGUCAAAGAGGAAGAAGAGUCGAGGCAGGUCCGAGAGGUUCAGAAACAUUUUGCUCAUCCUAACUAUUUCAAUCAUAUUGUGGGCAAUGACCUCAUGCUGCUCAAGCUUAAGGAACCAGUAAAUACAACCAAGUCAGUAAAAUGGCUCCAAUUGGGCAAAAUUGUCAAAGACCCUCCAGAUGGCACCAAGUGUCUGGUUGCUGGAUGGGGAGUAACUGAAGAGAACCACAUCUCGGAUGUUCUCAAGUCUGUCCGCGUGACUGUGAUCGGCAGACAUAAGUGUAACUCUUGUGAAUAUUACAACUACGCACCUUUAAUCACUAGUGACAUGGUAUGUGCCGGUUCAAAUGGCAAAAAAGCAGCGGAUACCUGUCAAGGGGAUUCCGGAGGCCCACUGCUGUGCGGCUUUCAUCUGGUUGGAGUUACUUCUUUUGGAGCAGGUUGUGGGAACAUUUACAAGCCCGGAAUCUACUCGUUUCUCUCAAAGAGACAACUCAAGUGGAUCAAAGAAACAAUGAAGUCUUAAAAGUCAUCAGGCAUCAGUCCACAUAAGCUAAUCAAGAUGACAAUGUUUUAUGCUUUUAUGAUGUUUAAUCGGCUGAGCUAUCACUUCAUA